Molecule: messenger RNA, 1245 nt
Organism: Schistosoma spindalis
Lineage: Eukaryota; Metazoa; Platyhelminthes; Trematoda; Strigeidida; Schistosomatidae
Source: the annotation of a GenBank genome assembly
UAUAUAUAUAUAUAUAUAUAUAUCUUGUAUAGAAAAAACCAUAGUCAAUCUGAUUAUCUUAAGUUUAUUCAUUAAUUAUUGACAUACGUCGUAUGUCGUAUUCGGUGAUAUAAUUAUGAUCGAGAUUAGAACAUGUACAAAAUAAAUACAAAUGGAUCGUCUUGGGAUUUGCAUUUCAAUUAAAACAUCCUCUGUACGACUCUUUUUAAAAAGCAUGUUUGUUUGCGUUCUGAUGUUGAAAGUGAUCAAUUAUAUCUUUCUGUUACGUGUGCUUCCCCUUUAGUAAUGACGCUGUAUUUUCUUUAUAAACUGAUAAGUGUUUGUAUAAAUUUCCUAGUCAUUCCGUUUAUAUUUUAUAUAGUAUGUCGUAUGGUUUCUGGUUAUGCACACACACACACACUUUAAGUUGUAUGGAGUUUUUCUUCCGUUCGAUGCUCUGUAUGUUUUUGACAACACUCAGUAAAUGUUCAGUUAUUCAGUUCGUUGUCUGUCUUGCAGCUAAAUUAAUGAUUAAUUUGCCAUAAAAUCUCGUUUGUUUUCUUUCCUAUCUUUGAUUAAUUUCGCUUUGCUUAUUGACAAUUUAUUUCAUUAAUAUCAUUUCAGAAACAACCAGAUGGCGGAGCUUUACUUAGACAAGGUAAUGCACUGAACAGUUCCGUGACUGGAGUUAGUGGUGUCUAUCCUACUACCACAUUAACUGGGACUGGGGCUGGACUACCGAAUAACAUUUACAAAGAUGUUCCUGAUUACACCUAUGAUUUAGUUUACGCCCAGACUUCGAAUGAAAUGUCACCUAGCACAGUUCCAAAUGUAAAUGAAUUACAAUAUAUGGAAUUGUCUUUCGAUCAUGUUCGUCCUGGUCGCAAUGCUAGUGUCAACUCAAGGAAAGGGCGUAUCGGCACUUCACUUGGUGGUGGUAAUGGUGUUGCUUCGUCUUCAAUGACUCUAUUCGGGACUAGUACACAACCAGCUCCACACCCACGACCAAUUGUUGCUUCUGUUCCACAAGGUCUAGAUAUUGUUGGAGAUGGGCUUGGCGAUAAUCGUUCAUCCAUUCAUCCUCGUGACGGUUAUUCCUCUGCUUUCGCUGAUCCAACGCAUAGAGACGAAUCAUCUCAUUACACUGAAAUUGUUGGUUUUAUGCAACCGAAAGCGCAUGCUUCUCAGUUGGUUCUCCAACAGCAACACGAAGCUACACAAGCGUUGUUAGCAAUGCAGCAGAACAAACCACGUGUUUUCGUUUAA